AUGAACGAUGCCGCUGUUGCAGGUCACUCUGGAGGGUUCCAUCGACCCAACCCAUUGGGUGAGGAUCGCAGCCCGUCCAGCAGCAUCGGGUCAGUCACCGGCGCCGCCGCAAACGAUGGCGCGGCGGCUGGCAGCGAGCGGCCCAUCAGCGUUGAGGCCAAAGCCGCGAUUGAAUACGGAGAGGGCUACCGGGUUAUUCUGGAGUCCAUGGGAGAGCCGGGUUACGGCGCUAUGAAGGCGCUCUUUUACGGGGAAGAGGGACCUCCGCCAAGCACUAUCCCCGCCAUUUCCGUUUCUUUUGAGUUAUUCGAGUCGGUGCAAACUCGCUUCGUGAAUACGGAAUUGGUGUUGGAGCGCACUCGGGCGGAACUCCACACGCGCUGUCAGGAGUUGAAUGAAACGAACGCUCGGUAUGAGCAGCUGCAGGCAUCAUAUGACGUUCUUGAGAAGCGCUCCCUGGAACUAGAGAAGAACAAUACACAGUUGCAUCAAAGUAUCGCUAGACAGAAUAUCUCAGCGGACCAGUUGCGUCAACAAAUUAGCCGGUUGAAGGCUGAGUUAGGGAUGUUUGAAGAUCGGAUGGCGAAACGGGACGAGGAGCUUCAGAUUUCAAACAACCGUGUGGCCGAGGGACUUGUUGCGCUUUCAUUAAAGGAAACCAUCAUUACAAACCUGCGGCGACAGAUCGGGAUGGCUAGUUACGGGAGGCGCCUUCCUCACCAGCAACUGAUGCACGAGGGUGGCGAGUACUCCGCGGAAGCACUCAAAAUUAUCGCGGAGGGCGUUGAGGGGAACUCAGUUGAGGCAGAGCAUCGACUUUAUACGCUAGGACUGGAGUCGGAGAUCAGGAAAUUAGAGGACGAAAAGAAAUAUAUUAUGAUGCGUCACACGCUCUACCGUAAACAUGUACAAGAGGUGACGGAGGCGUACGAAACGCUGUGCAUGGCAAAGGAAGAUGCUGUGUUAUCGCAUGUAUGUGUCGGCCCCCCUGCUGAGGGAACACAAGAGGAGACCGAAUCCGUCCCUACCACCGGGGAUGGGCGCUCCACCAAAUUCGAUAGCACGCAAGACCGGCUUUCCUUGGGACGUGCCUCUCCGAAGUCGGCUGAUGGGGCCACUCUUCAGGGCGCUCCUACCAGCGUGGUUCCGGCUCAACUCGUGGCUAGGAGGGAUGUCUUCACAGAUGAUGAGGGCUCUGUUGAGCGAACGCCUCUCAUUGCAUCUCAUUCCACUCUUUCAGACAGUGAGGAAGACGUGCCCUCUGCGGAGGAAGCGGUUCCGAAGACGAAGUCAAAAAAGAAGUCUAACGUGCUGCCGCCUAGUGUUACAUCGGGACGGGACUCACGUGCUUCUGUGAGCUGGGAUAAAUUGGCAACUUCUGUCGACGAUGCGGCGUUACCACCGUCUAGCAAAGGUCGGCAGAGUGGCGCCGCUCAACCUCCUAAGACAAAAGGGGAUUUGUUCUCUCCUCUGGGUUUGCCGCGACCAGACACCGGUUCUACAUCAUCGCCCAGACAGUCGCUAACUACACGGACGACGGAAAAAAGUAAAAAGAAGAGCACUUCCAAACGGCCGGCGAAAGAGGCAACAGCCUCUAAAUCGGGGGCGGCAGGUCACUCGGGUGAACGCGCGGCUUCGGAUCUGUCAUUCCUCCCUAGUGACAACACAGACGCUCGUGUCCCAAGUGCUGGUAGCGACUCAACGAGGCGUGGGGCCCACGGUGAGUCCCGCACCGAAAAGCAGUCGCGCCGCGAUGAUGCUUCGCAACGGCCUUUCUCCGGUGGAAGCACGCGCAGCAGCGAUACUGGGAGGAGGAGGGUGACGUCAGCUUCAAAGAGAAGCUUAACGACCGCUGAGGAUGCAGACAUCCGUGAGAGGAGGAAGACUCCAUCUGAGCGAAGGACAGCGAGCCAUUCGCAGACUUCCCGAGGUGGGACAGCUACGACGAGAGAUUUGAGCUCACAUGCACUGCCUCCUUUGGGAGUAGGACGGGGAUCUUCUGCCGGUGCCGGCGGUGAGGCUACUACUGACGAUGGUGAGCGCGAGAACUCUCAGGAGACACGCUCACUCUCUCAAACGAUGGAACUUAUGGCUCGGAUGAGUCCUUUGUCGGUAAGCGUUGGCAAUCACGUCGCCGAACUCGCUCGUCACUAUGGCUUGCUGCACCAGUCUGUCAUUGCACUAAAUGAACUGUUGGAAUCGUUGUCGCUAAGGGGCAGCACGGACUCAACAAAGACCGUGAAGUUCCGCGCACCAGGGCCUAACACAAAUACCGUCGUACUGACGGAGCACAUGUCAGAAGUAGUAUUGAGUGACACACUAGUACUGGAGAAUUUUCUGCGUCACGUGCGCGGGAGGUUGCCAUCUGGAGGAAGCGCCAGCGAUACUACGGGCGAGAGAAGUAGCCUAUCUUCGUCAAACAAUUUGGCCCCCGGGAGCCCCCGAGGUGGUGCUGCCCCCAAGUUUCCAUCGAAGGGCACAGGGGCGUCACAGGGGUUACGUGCACCGGGAAGGGCAGACGACACCGGUUCCCCGCAGGCGAAAGGUGCUCAGCAGGCGAGAAAGGUGCGUGCUGUUGCUGCUGCUUCUCCUGUCACGAGCGUUGGUGGUGGAAGCACCAGAUCUGCGGCGUCGCCAAGUAAUCAAAAGGCGAGCCCGGUGAGGGGCUCAGGUGGUCAGCAGCAACCAGCUACAGGAGGGGAUGGUGAUGUGCGUACCACAGCGAAGCCGGCAAGCAGGCAUGGACCCGGUCAAGUUAGAGGAAGGGAAUCGUCUGGUGAUAUUUCCUCAGAUGAACGCUAUCAGCAGGGAGGUAAAACUGAUUUGCCGGCUCAAGUGCAACCACAGUCGCCGAGGGGUCGAAAGGUCUCUUCUCAACUUUCGAGGAGUGGAGGUGGCCGCAGUUCACCAAAGAGCUUUCAGUCUCAUGACUCGGGUUCGUUGGCAGACUCCAAGCGGCGGUGGUCAAAGGGCGGAACAGCGCACCCGAUUCAACCUUCGCACGGGACUGUGGGAGGGGGUUCGAGUGUGUUCUCUAGUUCUGCAGUGGAAAAAGUGGACACUCCACCUGAUACAGCACCGCGUCCGACCGCAGUCCCUGCCAAGCGUAGCGCCCCUGGAAGUCUUCGAGGACCUAUUACGGAUGCUCCCCAGUUUGGCCCUGGUACUUCGGAUCUUCCGUGCUCCGACGAUAGGGAUACCAAGGUUUCGGAGAGCACCGGUGGUGCAACAUUUGUCCCCUUUCUUUCAGAGGCUUCGGGAUAUGUAAGGGAGAGAUCACCGCCUCCCGUGACACUUACGCGGCGUGGGGUACAGCGUAUUCCGUGGCGGGCUUCGGUGAUUCGCGUCGACCUGUUAACCGACAUUCCUGAGGUAAAGCAAAGGGACCGUGCGCCCCCAGCCAGGUUCACAGGGUUGCAGCAGAACUUCUCCUUUAUUCAACAGCGUGGGACACCUUGGUAUGAUCCUGGCACACCUCUGUUAGAAGGCGACGAGGAUCAGUACGAGCCUCGGGAGCAGCGGCUGCUGCAUGCUUAUACCUUCACCCCGCGUACGGCUGAACAAAUUUUCGCAGGCAUUGGACGUGGGAGAGAACGAGGCAGUGUUGGUGCCGGCGGUACUGGUUACAGUGAGCGCACUGGCUACAGUGAGCGCGCUGGCCCCGGCAGUGUUGGUUAUGGUUCUGCCACUGGCCGCGAUGCCCGCACUGUUCCUGGCAGUUUUGGUUAUGGUUCCCGGGCUGGCCGUGAUGCCCGCACUGGCCCCGGUAGUGUUGGUGCCGGCGGUACUGGUUACAGUGAGCGCACUGGCCCCGGCAGUGUUGGUUAUGGUCCUGGCACUGGUCACAGUGAUGCCCGCGCCGGCCACGGUAGUUUUGGCUAUGGUUACGGUGCUGGUGGUAGUGGUGGAGGCGGCCCCGGCACCGGAUUUGCUCAUCGCGGUGCGUAUAAGCCACUUCCGCUGCAGCGUAAGUUGGCUCGUACUCACGAAUUGCCCCAACGUAAGUUAAAACCCGGGGUAACUUUAGACAUAGGGACGGAGGGCUUUCCCACCGCACGGACGUACCUGAGACCAGCUGAGGAGGCCUACUAUCGGUCUCUCUCCAGAAUGCUCCUGGCUCACCGCCCCAAAUCAGCCACUGGGCCCGUUCUUCCGGAAAGUCCCGUACUUGAGCCGAACAUGUUCAAGUGUUUCAACCCUAUCAGCACAAUGUCGUCUGUCCAAUCGAAUCCAGUCGUUCGACCUCGGCCAUACGUAAACAUGGGUGCUGAGGGUGGCCAUUCAAACGACAUUUCCCGCAGAAGAGGUACUAGUGCUCUUCGCCCCGUGGGCCGCAACCUGAAAAUGUGUUCGCCCUUGCCGUGCAUUAACAUCACAUUAGGUGAUGUGGGCGUCGAUGAAAAUUUAUGGCAAGAAUCGGGACUACCCCAGUCGUGGCGGCCGCUCUCGUCAACGGCGAAAUGCGUUCAGCGGAGUCUACUGCGCAACGUUAAUCGGCUGUGUCAGAGCACUUUGGGACGUCGCCCUUCCAACCUCGCAUUCUGCCGGAACGUUGUGAAGAGGUAUGUACAGAAAGUUCAAAGCUGCGGUUCGGGGGAUUUCAGCCCUCCACGGCUCUCGGGUGCACUAAUUAGGAAGCAAAUUCUACGUUAUUCAGCUAAUCGUGCACGAACCCUUCGUCAUUCCGCAAAGCGUCUCCCGAGAAGGGCAUUCUUCGUGAAGCAAUGCAUUUUGGCGCGGAGAGGUGCCGAGUUAUGUUCUAACUGGGUACUUGUGCCUUUGGAGUUGCGUCAUCUUGGUGGCCGUCAUCCUCCAUCUGUAAGUCCCAAUAGCAGUUUCCGAAUGAGUCCAUAA
Messenger RNA from Trypanosoma brucei brucei TREU927, 4854 nucleotides. RefSeq lists its product as hypothetical. Bases 1 to 4854 code for a protein of 1617 amino acids. The transcript has a single exon. The record is from RefSeq and is a predicted model, not a curated record. NCBI's taxonomy places the organism in Eukaryota, Euglenozoa, Kinetoplastea, Trypanosomatida, Trypanosomatidae.